GUGAGUCUCUGCUCAAGAUGUGGUUUUGAGCUUUAGAGCUUGGAAAUAGCCCAGGACAUUUGAGCCCAUUCUCGUCCUCGUUGCCUCUGAUUUCAGUGGAUAAACUUUGCAGCGAGCGAGCUCGGAUUUGUUGCUGCAAUUUGUGUACUGACAGCUUGAACACUGCCAGUUUAGAGAGCAUUGGUGAAUUAGUCGCCAAAACAUGUCUCGCCCAAUUCUCUUCAAGAACGUUGCCUACUUUGGAGGAUCCGACUUUGACUUUGUCUCUAAAGGAUCUAUCCGCAUCGAAGGUGGCCGGAUCGUACAAAUAGCUCCUCAAACGGCUGAGGUGAAUGGUGUGAACGGUGUUACGGAUCACGACACUUUGGUGGUCGACGGUACUAGGUAUUUGGCACUACCUGGUCUGAUCAAUGCUGCGUUGUCGAUAGCUGCACCGAGCAAGGAUGAGAUCCCUGAAGAAGUGUACGAGGCCUUGGACUUGUCAACGCAUGAGCUCAAGGACGACGCGGUGUCCGUCUUGUCAGAAGCUGUAAACUACGCCGUCCAAACAGGAACGACCACAAUAGCACUAUUGGCAGACGGUACAACAACAAAGCCCUUGGAUCCAAUUCUGGCCACCUCUCCGGCGCUCCAACAAUGCGUUUUACCCUUCAUUGCGGAACCCCGAAAUCCAGCAGCCUACAUGCCCGUCGACACACGACCAGAGUUGGUAGAGAUUGUUCGGGUUGGACCGCAUAGAUACACAGCCAAAAUGGCUGAGCCAGCUGUGAAGAGUGGAAAAGUCAAUGGAGUGGUGCAUGAAGGCCAUUACAACAUCCAAUGUUCCCAUACGGCCACUUCUACUGCUCAGGCUCAAGAGAAGGGUAAACCGAUCAUUGCAACAGGCAAUGUCCUCUUCAACUCUAGCAAUCUGUGGAAAGAGCUUGAAAAUCGCGCGCGACAACUCGUUGCCAGUAAGCAAGCAGACGAACGAUCCCUAAAGGACCUACUUCGAGCUGUGACUGUCCACCCAGCGGAACUUCUCGGUCUUUUUGAUGGCGGAGUCUUGCAAACGGGAAGCCGAGCGGACAUCAUUUUGAUAAAGCUAAAGCCACAUUGGCAACUUGACGCCCGAGGUGUCUUGCUGUCCCUGUUCCUCCAUGGAAAUGACCCGUCCCUGGUGCAUGCAGUCUUGAAGGGUGGAGCGUUGCACUUUUCACAAGGGUCGCUAGCUACCGAGCUGCAAGCCGUGUCUCUGGCAAAGUACUACGCUGCGCCAAAUCUGCCAGAUACCACCAAAAUCGAUACGGGGUCUUGUGACUUUGACAGUGUGGAGGACGCGAUUGAAGCUUUCCGUAGAGGUGAGUUUAUCGUCGCGAUUGACAAUGAAGACCGAGAGAACGAGGGCGACUUGAUCAUCGCGGGUGAAGAUAUAACGGCCGAGAAAGCAGCAUUCAUGAUCCGUUAUACAAGCGGCGUGAUUUGCGUAUCGGUGGAUGGGCAGCGAUUGGACGAACUAGAGCUCCCUCUUAUGGUUGAAAACAACACGGAAACAUUGCGCACAGCAUACACCAUCUCAGUCGACUACAAACACGGUACCACAACUGGCAUCUCAGCUGCUGAUAGAGCGGCCACCAUUCGGGCAAUCGCCAACCCAUCAGCCAAAGCCUCUGAUUUCAAUCGGCCGGGACAUGUCUUUCCUCUUAGAUCUGUCCCAGGGGGAACACUAAAGCGUGUUGGACAUACUGAGGCGAGUGUCGAUUUUGCCAAGCUGGCUGGCAAGCAAAAGGUCGCAGCGAUUUGCGAAAUUGUCUUGGAUGAUGGUCGGAUGGCGAGGAGAGAUGAUUUGCGGGUGUUUUCAAAACAGCAUGGGUUAAAGAUGGUGACAAUUAGUGAUUUGGUAAAGUACAGGGUUGCGAAUGGCUUGGGUGAGGAUUGGUAGACUGUUUUAGGGACUAUUUGAUACGUAGCCAUCGGACAUAGGGUUGGAGGUAGCUCAUAGAACCGGCACUGCUUCACUUUCUUAUUUCGUUAUCUAAUGCUUGCAUUGAUCAUUUCUGUUUCAUAUUGCUCUGAGACAUUUUCAUUCGUAUGUCGAAGCUGAUGCUUCACUGUCGUAGGAUAAUUUUUGUACAGGAGCAAGUGACACCUGCAAAUCAAG
This is a messenger RNA of Spizellomyces punctatus DAOM BR117, 2140 nucleotides long. RefSeq names its product 3,4-dihydroxy-2-butanone-4-phosphate synthase. Lineage: Eukaryota; Fungi; Chytridiomycota; Chytridiomycetes; Spizellomycetales; Spizellomycetaceae. The transcript has 5 exons. Bases 203 to 1921 code for a protein of 572 amino acids. The record is from RefSeq and is a predicted model, not a curated record. Gene Ontology annotation, molecular function: hydrolase activity, acting on carbon-nitrogen (but not peptide) bonds; 3,4-dihydroxy-2-butanone-4-phosphate synthase activity. Gene Ontology annotation, cellular component: mitochondrial intermembrane space; cytosol. Gene Ontology annotation, biological process: aerobic respiration; riboflavin biosynthetic process.